Messenger RNA from Styela clava, 1970 nucleotides. Its product is annotated as solute carrier family 25 member 44-like. Lineage: Eukaryota; Metazoa; Chordata; Ascidiacea; Stolidobranchia; Styelidae. The record is from RefSeq and is a predicted model, not a curated record. Gene Ontology annotation, cellular component: mitochondrion. Gene Ontology annotation, biological process: branched-chain amino acid transport; branched-chain amino acid catabolic process. Gene Ontology annotation, molecular function: branched-chain amino acid transmembrane transporter activity.
ACUUCAGAUUUUUAUUUAACAUAUUGAAUUUGUAAAACAUAAAGAUAUAACUGAAAAAUGAAAGAAGGCAAAAAUAUAAGAAUAAUAGAAUGGCAUGACAUGGAUAAAAAGAGAUUUUACUGCUAUGGACUGAUGCUGGGCGUUUCUAUGAGGACUUUAAUUUAUCCAAUGAAUCUAGUUAAAACUAGGUUACAAGCUCAGGAAGGUACAUCAGCAUAUCGUGGCACAUAUGAUGCUAUUUCAAAGAUUGGAAAACAUGAAGGUUUCCGUGGAUUUUACAGAGGUUUCCCAAUCAGUUUGGUACAGGUGUUUGCAGGACAAUUGUACAUCACAACAUAUGAAACAACCAAGCAAACUAUAUUCAACGGUCAAUCAAUUCUAGUGCAACAUUUACUUGGAGGUUUUAUGGCAUCAACUGUAUCACAAACUAUUAUGGUUCCAGUUGAUAUUGUAUCACAACAUCAGCAAAUCAGUACAGCUCGUGCUAAGUUACAUAUGACAGCAAGUGUGGAUCAGAGUGUAGCUAUGUCUGGGAUUGCUGGAAAAAAUGGCAAAGUUGCGUCUGGAAUUAUGGGACGAUCAGUGCUUGGCCAAGCAUAUUAUAUUUCACGACAUCUGUUAAGAACAGAAGGUCUUUCAGGACUUUAUAGAGGAUAUGCAGUAUCACUUUGUACUUAUGGAUUGAACAGUGGUUUUUAUUGGGGAUUUUAUUAUAUGUACUCUGAACUCUUAGAGAGUUUUUUACCUGAGCAAAAAGGGAGAUUGCUUGAAGCAUUGCGAAUAUCAGCUUCAGGAAUUCUUGGAUCUGCCACUGCGAUAAUUCUCACAAAUCCUUUGGAUGUAGUCAGAACAAGAUAUCAACUUCAGGUGAGGGCAGGCACGGAAAUUCAAAGUGCUUUCACAACAUUCAAAACACUGUUAAAUACAGAAGGUUAUAAAGGACUAACUAAAGGAAUGACUGCCAGAAUUGUACAAUCAUCCUUCAGUUCAUGGAUUUUAAUUCUUGGUUAUGAAUAUGUGAAGAAAAUGAGUUUAAGACAGGACAAAGCUGUUCUCUCAGAAGAAGAAAUGGUCGAAACUAUGGUUGCAUUUUCCAAAUCAUAGUAUCAACUCUUCUAAAACCCAUAACACCAAGAAAUGUCACACACGCUGAUAUGGCAGAACGAGUAAAUGUGAGAAGGAAAUCCUGAAAUAUUGUUAGUAAAUAAGCUUUGAUCAGCUUAUAUUGCUAUAGGACUAACAUUGUGCCUCCAAUAUGAAAUGUAUUUGUUGCUGUUUGAAUAACCAAUGCAUUUUUCAGAGGUAUCAUGUUAUGUAAAACAGCAUUGCUUUUUGAUACUACUUGUGAACUUACAUCUACCAAUUGACCACGGCUUGUGGCCUGGAGCCAUGAGGCUGUGACAUUUUGAUGGACCUACUCCUAAUCAUACAAUUAUUUUUUAGACAUUAACAAUUUUCUGAUACAUAAUAUCAUUUUUCCUUCAAAAUUUUUUUUUAUAAAUUUCAAUUUAUAAUAUUAAUUUAGGAGUUUCAGGUUAAAUUUGUAUUUAUGAAAAGUUAAAUUUCAAAUAUUCGAAACCCCUAUCCCUACGUCAUAGUUUUGUUAGCAGUCGAGCUCCAAAACCGCCGCCUUGAUUUUGAACAACCUCCUCAUCCCUGCUUAUAAUUGAUCGAACCUCUUUCUGAUUGCUUUUUAUCAAGGAGGCUCUUAUCGAAGGUGAGAUUUUAUCACACAAUGUUUGCAAUUGCUUUCCUAUACGGUUUUCUCAGGUUGCAGUUGUUUGUCAAUUUAUUUUUUGAGUGAUUAUCAAAAAUGAACAUUGUUUGCACUGUGAUUGUGGUUCUUAUUAUAUAUUAUCUAUAUUUAAAUUUUCAAUUCCACCUUGAAGAAGGUUUUGAUAAUUAAUUUCAUUAUCGGCUGUCAGCCUUUACUGUUCGAAAUAAAUAAAAUUUAUUUGUUUUAUAACACA